ACUUGUUUUCCUACGCUAUGUGAUAUCUUCGCGCGUUAAAUUGCAUCGUAAUUUAUGAUCCUGGAAUUGAAUACUUUACACAGGAUAUGGUGUAUCUGCAAAGAGAAGCAUUGCCUCUUGAAAAAUGUAUCCCAGUGGAAAAGGAAUGGAUAUUUGUAUGAAUUCAGUGUAUGCCUCCAUCCCUGGAUUACCAGAACUAGGGAUGGUAUGGAUGGGCGAUAUGAUGGUACACGGAGAACCCACUCAUGAACUAAUGUUGGAUCCCCGUCAAGCUGAAAGUCCAUUUUUCUCCCAUGGCUCGAAUCCGUACGAGGACAUUAGAAAUCAUCAAAUGGCACCCACUAUGGUACGAUAUUUGCCACCACAAUAUUCUAACGAAUGUUCAGAAGCGGACGAAGCUAUGGAAGCUGUCGAUGUUCAAGAAAUACAACAAGAGUACGACUCUCAAUCCGAAAGGCAAGAAAUGACAGAUUAUUUAUCGUUAGAAGAUUACAUGGGCGAUGAAGAAAGGGAGCAAGUUGUAACUAAUGCAGCUACACAAACUACUCAGGACAAUCGUAAUAGAAAAAUAAAACCUAUAAAACAUCCUGGACUUGUUUUAAAAACACCGAUUGCUUAUCAACCACAUACAGAUUUAAACUUUAUUCCUAUUCGUAAAGAUGGUAUAGCUGUUUGUGAAAAAUGUGGUGCUAUUGGCGUAAAGCAUGCAUUUUACACAAAAGAACGUAGAUUUUGCAGUAGAGCGUGCGCAAGAUCUUCAGAACACACUGCUCCCACUGCAGAUUCUACGUAUAGUCCAUCUCAUUCUGUAGAACCACCUACAUCGGUAAAUCCUACAUCGCCGAACGAAUCAAAUACAGUGAAACAAACUUUAGUCAAUGAAGAAACCGAUGUAAACGAACAGAUUGAACAAGAAAAAGAUAAAGAAAAAGACGAAGGAAAAGAAAAAGUUAUAUCUGAACCAGUGAUGCCAGAAGAUUUACCUGUAAGAAGAAAAAGAACCGCCGAAAUGGCAGGUUCUUACGAUUGGACCCCGCAACUUGUGGAACCUGGAUUUUGUGCUGCUCCAGUAUCUUGUUUUAAACAUGCUCCUAUAUCAGAAAUAUGGGAUAAUAUAACAGUCGGUAUGAAAGUUGAAGUUGAGAACACAGAUUGCGAUGAGGUAUGCGAAGCUUUUCCGGAUUCUUUUUGGGUCGCUACCGUAUUGCGUAUAUCCGGAUACAGAGCUUUAUUAAGGUACGAAGGUUUCGGACUUAACGCUGAUAAAGAUUUCUGGGUAUCAUUAUGCUCGAAUGACAUUCAUCCAGUAGGCUGGUGUGCAACAAUUGGAAAGCCAUUGAUUCCACCUAAUACGAUUGCUAACAAAUACAAAGACUGGAAAGAUUUUCUAAUGAGACGUUUAACCGGUGCAAGAACACUGCCAACUAAUUUUUAUAAUAAAGUUAACGAUAGUAUGAAGUCGCGCUUCAGAUGCGGACUUCAUUUGGAGGUAGUAGAUAAAAAUAGAAUCUCCCAGGUAAAAGUAGCAACGAUACAGAAGAUUGUUGGGAAACGUUUACACGUAAGAUACUAUGACUCGCCACCCGAAGACAAUGGUUUUUGGUGCCACGAAGAUUCUCCCCUUAUACAUCCUGUUGGCUGGGCCAAGAGGGUAGGGCAGACGUUAGAUGCGUAUCCUGAGUAUUUGGAUCGUGUCUCGAAAUCAAAACUAUGCGAAGACGAUUCCACAGAAGAUCUUUUUUAUGUGCCAAAGAACCAUCAUUUGCACCUCUGUUAUACAUUCAGGGAAGGAAUGAAAAUAGAAGCCAUUGAUCCGCUUAAUCUUUCGGCCAUAUGCGCGGCAACGGUUAUGCAAGUUUUAAAGGAAGACUACAUAAUGAUUCGUAUAGAUAGUUACGACGAGGAUGCGAGUGGUGCUGAUUGGUUCUGUUAUCAUUCAUGUUCACCUUGUAUUUUUCCAAUCGGAUUUUGUUCACAACAUGGUUUACCGCUUACACCACCAAAGGGCUACGAUCCUACUACAUUCACAUGGGAUGCAUAUUUAACAGAGACGAAUACUAUACCGGCUCCUGUGCAAUUAUUUAAUAGGGAAAUACCUCAACACGGUUUUAUUGAGGGAAUGAGGCUCGAAGCUGCCGAUUUGAUGGAUCCUAGAUUAGUUUGCGUUGCUACUAUUACUAGGGUGAUCGGAAGGUUAUUAAGAGUACACUUCGAUGGUUGGGAAGACGAGUACGACCAAUGGUUAGAUUGUCAGAGUCCCGACAUUUAUCCAGUUGGGUGGUGCGAUCUGGUCGAUCAUAAACUAGAAGGGCCCCGUGUACUCACUAAAAACACUAGUCCUACUGUAAAAUCACCAAGAGGCCUUAAACGUAAAGCUAAGAGAAAGUUGAAGAAAAGCAGCAAAAUAUCCUGCGCGAAAAACAUUCUACCUCGGCACAGCGAACGUAUUAGCAUGGCUCGUGAACGUGAACGAGAAUUAGAGCCAGCUCAAGGGGUAAAGAUUGAAAGAGAACGCGACGUGGAAAGCUUACCAGAACAAAGGAAUAGAGAACCGGAGCCGGCAGAAGAGCCUGCUGGUCCUGAUCAAACAUUACCCAGUCCUACCACGGGACAAGGUCAAGCGCUAAAUGAUACUCAAAGUGAAAUACAAAGUCCUCCGCCGCCGAAAGAAAGAACUGCGACAUCGUAUAUCAAUGUGACGUCUGCCUCUAGUAAAUACAUCCCAAGGCUAGCAGAUGGUGUUCAGAAAAGUUCUGAGUCUGGUGAUUUAGUGCCAUCUGAAUGGAAUGUGUUUGAUGUUGCACAAUUCCUUCGUGUUAAUGAUUGUGCAACAUAUUGCGAUAAUUUUAGUAAACGUAAAAUAGAUGGGAAAACUUUGUUGACGCUCACUAAGGACCAAAUAAUAGACCUGACAGGUUUCAAAGUUGGGCCUUCCUUAAAAAUAUAUGAUCUUAUUCAGCAAUUAAAAAUCAAAGUGAAUCCAGCUCAGGAAAGAUUGAAAUUAGGAAUGAAAAAAUUAUUAUAACAAAGCUAGUAUGUAGUUAAUACGCUGAAUAAGUUCCAUCAUUGCAUAGAAAUAAACAUGGAUUUACAGGUAAGGCAGGUAGAUUCAAGUAACAUGAAAUUCGCGUUCAAUGAUGGUCAUGUACACAUCGUUUGUUAUAUGCUUUAUUAAUAUACUAAUAUAUGUAUGUAUAGACGUAUAAAAAAAGAAAGAGAAAGUUAAAGAUGAAGGUAUUGUAUUACGAGUCGAGAUAUAACAGCAUUAAUUUAAACACAAAAGGAUUAUUUCGUUUUGGGGGACAAUAAGAGAAAUUACAAGAUAUAAUUGAAUUGUUCCUCGGAAAAUCUGAUUUUAACGACUCAAUUUUUAUUCCUUUUUAAACAACAGUAGUAUAAGAACAAUAAUAAGAGAUUAUAAUGGUCAUUAGUAACCUGAAAUGAUUAAAUGAUGAGGAUAUAAUUACAAGAACUACCAAUAACGAAUACAAACCGAGAGCUCCUUAAAAUCAGACUUUGCAUGAAAUUGGCACAAAUGUUUCUAAAAAACUUGAUUUUGUCAAUUCAUUGAAACAGUAUUUAAUUGGAUUAUUUUUUAAUAAAUAUCUUUGGAUUGGAUUAUCUUUUAAUAAACAUCUUAAUAAUGGGUGCUUGUAUUUAUUGAUACAUUACACGACAUAUAUUAUAAUCAUGAUAAACGUAUUAAAAAAAUAAUAAAAGAAUUAUUUUAAUACUUUAUACUGAAUAGGCACAUUCCAGAACGAAUUGAUCCGAAUUAAUUUGUAAUAUCACACGUAUUGUACAAUGCUAAUAUUCAGAAAAGUGAGCAAUCAAAAUUGACUACACAGUGAUCGAAGGUAUUAAUGGAACUGCUUGCAUACAUGAUCCAUUUAUACAUUUUCAUAAAUGUCAAUAUGAGAGACGAAUUCCGUUAUUCGCUUCAAACAUUUCUUCGGAGAGCCGAUAUUUGUAAAUCCAUGCUUUCAUGUUGCACGAAAUUGUCUGCAGAUGCAUGAACCACGUUUGAAAAUUGACUAAUGUAUAUUUAACAACCUUCUUUUUUCUUAAGGAAACUGGAAUUAAAAGCAUGUAAUUUAAAACCGAAAAUCGAGGGAGUAAAUCGACAAACAGUUAUUAAAAUAGAAAGUAAAAAUAUAGUAAAGUACAAACUAUCUCUUGGAUAUCGAUUCAUUACAGUUCUAAUCACGUUUGCCUUAAUGAUGCAAUUCACGAUAUUAAAAUAGUUUUAUAUGUUUUAAUAAAUUUGUUGAUUUACUCUCUGCUACAAAGAACCAGUACACUCAUGUACAUAAUUAAAGAAAACAAAGUAGUCGAUUUUUAAUCUUGUAAAUAUAGCAUUUAACACAAUAUUAGGUAUAGUUAAUUUUUUUUUUGAAGUAAAAGAAAACUGAUGGGAACGUCAUUACAAUGUACAAGAAAGAUAACUGUUAGAAAGUGGUUGAUGCAUUUGCAUAUCAGUUAUUGUAUCUAUAUCUAGCUUUAUAACACUUACAAUAAAUCAAACCAGUCGGACAGUGUCUAAGACUAAUUCGUCUUAGGCUGUUUAAAUACCUACUAUUUUUAGUAUGACGGAGUCACGUGGUUACUCUUCUUAUUUAUUCAAUGUUUUGGAAUCUCAAUAGGUACUAAUUUGUACCUUACAUUUUUUAGUAAUUAGUUUUUAGAACGUAGGAUGCAAAAGAUUCGAUCAGGAAUCUAUGUAUAUUUUAUCGAGCCAUUCAUAUCAGAUUUCUUUUUGUACAAUGAAACAUCUCCUUCGAUUCGCAUUGGUACGCAGUUUCACGCAAACAGUCUAUGAAAUUUGUUAAUUCGGGGAAUAUUAGAUAACUGUAACUACUGAUCCACAAGAAAAAAAUAGCAACCUUUAUUAAUCCAUUAGUGUGUACAAAUUGGGAGGCAUUAUAAAUAGUAUUACAGUUACAAAUUUAAAAAGAAUAUUUGCAUUUUGCUUUAGGAACCCUAAUCGCAAACUAUCAGUACAAAAAAAAUAUACAAUGUCAAUGUCAUAAAUAUGAUGCAGAUUAUAGCAAAUUUUUACAUGUUACUCGAUUAAGUUUUAGAUUUAAAAUGGGAUAACGUCCAAUCUAAAACUCAUUUAUACAGAUUUAAUUUUCAUGAUUAAAAAAACAAAGUUAAUUCUAUGUAUCUGAUUAUAAGUGGUAAUAUCUACGCGUUUGCCCGAGUCUCUACAUAAAUUACCGGAUGUUUCUAUAAGAUGGAAUAACUAUGUUUGCAAUUUUCUUUAAAUCGAAUAUUAUUGUAAAAUAUUCAUCGGCCAUUUUACACGAAGUUACUGACAAGAAUCAUUUAUUGUUUCACAUUUAUAUAAAUAUAGCUCAUUCGUUCGCAUUAAGCACAAAUGAAAUUUAUACUUCUAUUUUCGCAAAUCCAUUGUUUAGAUUUCCACUAGGUUUUCCGGAUUAAUGAAUAACGAACAGAGAUACAUGUACCUAUAUGUUGUUUCCGGUUUGCUUAACUGCAUUUAAGACGUAUUCAUAGUUCUCCCUUCUAAACGUUUAAUUAUGCUACUUUCGUACAUUGAACAAUGUAAUAUAUUAUCCAUCUAAAGAAAUGCCGCAAACAGUAACUAUGAAUACAGUCUCCAAAUAUUAUUUUUUAGCCUGUCACUAUAUUGAAAUAAACGAAAUGCUACUGUGCCGUUGAUGAUCACAACAGUAUUUAUCUAUAACGAUAAGUUUAAAAGGAAAAACAACUCUUUUUUUCCUCUCUUUUUAUUUGUAAGUUUGUCACACAUCAUAUAUUUGUUUUAUAGAAGUAAAGAGAGAAUGAUUAAAAAAAUAAAUGUUUUUUCACAUACAUUGUAAAAAAAAAAUGCAAAUAAUGAUGGAAGUACAUUGUUUAUAGUAAAUCAA
This is a messenger RNA of Megalopta genalis, 5894 nucleotides long. Its product is annotated as polycomb protein Sfmbt. NCBI's taxonomy places the organism in Eukaryota, Metazoa, Arthropoda, Insecta, Hymenoptera, Halictidae. Gene Ontology annotation, molecular function: zinc ion binding; chromatin binding. Gene Ontology annotation, biological process: heterochromatin formation; negative regulation of DNA-templated transcription. Gene Ontology annotation, cellular component: nucleus. The record is from RefSeq and is a predicted model, not a curated record.